Molecule: messenger RNA, 2049 nt
Organism: Diaporthe amygdali
Lineage: Eukaryota; Fungi; Ascomycota; Sordariomycetes; Diaporthales; Diaporthaceae
Exons: 4
Coding region: 1-2049 (682 amino acids)
Biological process (GO): regulation of DNA-templated transcription; DNA-templated transcription
Molecular function (GO): DNA binding; DNA-binding transcription factor activity, RNA polymerase II-specific; zinc ion binding
Source: RefSeq, a predicted model, not a curated record
AUGAGCCUCUACAGCUUGCCGUCUGGGGCUCCACAGUCCUCCUCGACCAGCCUGAGCGGCGAGUCUCCGCUGGCCCCCACCGUCGGCGACCUCUCCUCGGCGGACCUCUUCAGCUCGGGCACUCCUAAUGGCAAUUCCGCGGGUGCUAUGAACGACAAUGUGAACGGGAACGCGACCGUGCCCACUUCUGCUUCAACUUCCGCCCACGAUCCUGGCUCCCAGUCUACUGCCGCCGCGGGCCCUGCCGUCCCCGCCGCUUGUCUGGCAUGUCGUAGCAAACACCUCAAGUGUGAUGGCCAGAAUCCCUGUACCCGCUGUGUGGCAUCUCAGUCCGAGUGCGUCUAUGUCGCCUCCCGACGGGGGUACAAAGGCCCGCGGCGAGGUACUGCUCAAAACCCCAACAAGCGGCACGCGUCCUCGUCUCCCGAUGCCUCAGACGUCACCUCCGCCGGCGGGCCCGAGAGCUGCCCCAUGUUGCUCGGGGCUACUGCCCCUGCACUGACAAGCGCCGGCUUCACGCCGCCCGUAGGCCUCGGCACCGACCCGAACUCGCCAUUCCUCUCGGCCGCCGCCUCUAUGAACCAUCUGCAGCUGUACAGGACCACACCCUUUGGCACGCCCAUCAGUGCCGUCCAGCACCAUGCUCCCAUCGUGCCCGUGACUACCAUCGCAGACAAGUGCUUUGACUCGUUCUACUAUCAUUAUCAUGCCUCCCACCCCUUCGUGCUGCCCAGAGAAUAUCUGUUCCGGCACAUACGGGAGAGCGGGCAAAAGCUAGAGCACCUACAGGCGGCCAUGAGAUAUGUCGGCUCUCUUUUCCUGGACGUUGGACCUGCUCGUGCUUCGUAUCUAGACGAGGCCCUACGGCUGACCUACUCUCCGAGCACUCCUAAAGACGGCUUCCUCGUUCAGACUCUGCUGUUGCUCAUCGUCGCGCUGGACGGAAGCUGCCAGCAGGACAAGGCUCGGGAUCUCCUGUCCGACUGCGAGAGGAUAGCGGUCGAGUUAGGCAUGAAUACGCGGCAAUUCGCCACGAUGCAUGGACGCGGCAGUCCCAUACUCGAAGAGAGCUGGCGGAGGACGUGGUGGGAUCUCUACGUAAUCGACGGAAUGGUAGCGGGCGUGCACAGGGUUACCAACUUCCUCCUCUUCGACCUGACGGCAGACGUGGCCCUGCCGUGCGAGGAGUCGGAGUAUAUCUUGGGGACUAUACCACAGCCCAUGUACAUGGAGGACUUUGACGACCAGCUCUUUUCCGGAGAGGACCGCCCGUUCUCUUCCUUCGCGUACCGCGUCGCCGCGAUCCGGAACCUCGGGCGCUUCAUGCGCUGUGGCCCCAUCAUGUUCCCAGAGGACGAGAACCUCGCCAAGAUGGAGGCUCACCUCACCAAUUGGAGGCUGCAUCUGCCGCCGGGGAAGAGGGACCCGGUGGACAAGAAUUGUCUGCACGAUGAGAUGAUGUUCCAGGGCCACUUCAUCACCACAGCAUGCACCAUCAUGCUCCACCAGCCGCACUCGCAGCUCGACUCCUCCCCAGCACGCAACGUCAACUCAUGCGCACCAUACCGCGCCGUGCCGUCAGGCGAGGCAUACAAUAUCCACACGCGUCACACGGUGACAGCCGCCGCGGACAUCUCCAAGAUGAUCACGGCGCCGGUGGCGCUGACGAGCCACACGCACUUCUUCACGUGCGUCAUCACCAUGAGCGCGAUCGUGCAGCUGUCCAAGUGGGCGCUGUACUUCCUGCAGGACGAGGACGACCUGCGGCAGCAGAUCCGGCUGAGCAUCGGCGCCCUGUCCAAGCUGUCGGGCGUGUGGAAGGCCGCCGACAACGCUGCCGGCCAGGUGCGUGGCGUCGCGCGCGAGAUCUACCGCGCCAAGAAGGCCCAGCAGAUCAACCCGGCCUUCUGGGUCGCCUUCACCCAGGAGGAGAUGAUCCAGAGCCUCAACGCCGACGAGGCUAUCAUUAGCGAGAUCGACUCCAUGCUCUCGCAGGUGUCUGGGGCGCCCGUGUCGGUUGCUGGCGCGCCUGGGGUGCUGGAGCACUAA